Acyrthosiphon pisum (pea aphid) is the source of this 1499-nucleotide messenger RNA. RefSeq names its product UPF0235 protein C15orf40 homolog. The transcript is spliced from 5 exons. Lineage: Eukaryota; Metazoa; Arthropoda; Insecta; Hemiptera; Aphididae. The record is from RefSeq and is a predicted model, not a curated record. Gene Ontology annotation, cellular component: cytoplasm. The coding region runs from base 362 to 772 and encodes 136 amino acids.
UAUUUUUUUUUAGUUGUAUCCACGAUUAAAGAUAUCGUGGUUGUAUCUCUUUUCUAUGGUUGUUUUCUAUGGAUCAUCGUAUAUGAUCUAAGGUUGUAGUAUUGUUCUAUGGUUGUAGUUGUUCUGUGGUUAUUAAAAGUUAAAAAUUAAAAUGUAUUCUUAUCACUAAAAUUUGAUUAAACAUAAAACAAGAUUACUAAAGAACACAAUAUUCAUUUAAAUAUAAAUUUAAAAUGGUUUAGUUUGUUUUUUUUUGCUAAAGAGUGAUGAACGACUUGAACAAAGACGUUAAAGUUUUAUCAAAAAUUCAAAAUCAAAUUAUAUCAUUCACUUUUUAAGUAAAAUUAUUUAGACCGUGUAAAUGAGAUUUUUUAAUGCUACUUUAUUUCCUACAAAAAUAAUAAAAAUUAUGCCUAAAAAAAACACAAAACAGGUUCAAGGAAAAUUAGAGACUGUUCAGACUGGACCUAUAACAGUGGACAAAUCGGGUGAUGUUGUUAUUAAAAUAAACGCAAAACCUGGUGCCAAAAAUAAUAACAUUACAGAUAUAAGUUCUGAUGGCAUUGGUGUUCAGAUAAAUGCACCCCCGACUGAUGGCGAAGCUAAUGCAGAAUUAAUAAAAUAUCUUUCGAAGGUAUUGGGUUUGAGAAAAAGCGAUUUAAGUUUAGAUAGAGGUUCAAGAUCGAGAAAUAAAAUUUUAAUUGUACACAAUACUUCAUUAGGCAUAGAAGGGAUCACUGAAAAAAUUAAGGAAGAAAUUAACGAUAAAUAAUAAAUUAUGAUUAACUGUAAAUGGAUGUUAAAAUAAGUAAGUAUUAAUAUAUAAUUGAAAAGGGACGAGGUGGCAGACUGGUAUAAAUGUAUUAUUAUCACAAUUAUGUAUAACAUUUAUAUUGAAUGUCUAAUGGACCAAAAUUUUUAUAUGGAAUGCAAUCAUUUGCGUUGUUGUUAUCUGUCUUAAUUGAAACCAACCAGAACAACAUACAUAAUGGACCAAAUUGUUUUCAAAUGUACCCGCAACAUAAAUAAGUAUACAAUAUUUCAUCUCAGUUAUCCCACAAAUUAUAGUAUCAAUUAUUAAAUUACUUAAAAUGUAAUAUUGUAUUAUUAUAGAAAUUAUAAUUUAAUAUAAUACUUCCUAGUCAAGUGCCACUAAUGGGUGCCUUCUUAUUCCUAUUUGCAUAUACUUUUGUUCUGUCACUACAUACACUGAUUGUGCUAAAUAGUAAAGAUUGUGCAUAUCUUAAUAAAAAUAAUAAUAAAAUAAUAUAUAUAAUAUUUAUAUUUAUUUUUUUUUUUUUGGUCUAGCUAUAAAUUAAUAUUAUUUUCAUGUAAUAUAUUACUAUAUUCGUUUAAUUUAAUUAUUCUUGGCAAUUGUAUAGUUUAGAUGAGUGGCAGUCAUGCGGAGAUGAUGAAUGUCUUGAUGUUACAAUUAUGUACCUAUUGUUUUUUGUUGUGUGGCCAUGUAUUGGAGCAAUAAAAAUGCAUCAAUUUUCUAA